Molecule: messenger RNA, 2874 nt
Organism: Cyprinus carpio (common carp)
Lineage: Eukaryota; Metazoa; Chordata; Actinopteri; Cypriniformes; Cyprinidae
Product: gastrula zinc finger protein XlCGF57.1-like
Exons: 4
Coding region: 208-1938 (576 amino acids)
Biological process (GO): regulation of immune system process; regulation of cytokine production; negative regulation of transcription by RNA polymerase II
Molecular function (GO): DNA-binding transcription factor activity, RNA polymerase II-specific; RNA polymerase II cis-regulatory region sequence-specific DNA binding
Source: RefSeq, a predicted model, not a curated record
GACACUCUGUUAAUAUAGUGACAUAAUGAUUUACAAAGAGACAACACUUCUAGAUUUCUUCUUGAUUUCUUGUUGAUAUGGCAAAUCUGCUGCUUCCACACAGAAAUUCAGCUGAAAUAUUCCAAUCAGUUUACAAGUGAAGACGAGCAUCAAAGCUUCAGGAAGAAAUCUGUGAAGACUGAGUUUAUUAAAGAGGACCGAGAGGAGAUGAGAGAUCCAGAACCCUGCAGAAUCAAACACACUGAAGACACUGAAGAACUAACAGAUCCACGUGACAUAAAGAUGUCGUUUAUUAAAGAGGAGAGUGAAGACAUUAGGAUUGCAGAAGUGUUCAGCAUCAAACAUGAAGAUACUGAGGAACAAACAGAAAUUCAGCUGAAAUAUUCCAAUCAGUUUACAAGUGAAGACGAGCAUCAAAGCUUCAGGAAGAAAUCUGUGAAGACUGAGUUUAUUAAAGAGGACCGAGAGGAGAUGGGAGAUCCAGAACCCUGCAGAAUCAAACACUCUAUAGAUACUGAAGAACAAACAGAGUUGAUUGAAGAAAAUGAGGACAAUGAAGAGUUGAGUGAAGUUGAGCACUUCAAAGUUCAGAGAAAAAAUCACUUCAAAACCUUUGGAGAAAAACCUUUGAAGUGCUGUCAAAGCAAACAGCUCAUAUUAAGGAAAACAAGAGCCAAUAAAUCUUUCACCUGCACUCAGUGUGGAAAGAGAUUGACAUCCAAAUUUAAUCUUGAUGUUCACAUGAGACUUCAUACCGGAGAGAAACCAUACAAGUGUUCACACUGUGACAAGAGAUUCAAGCGAUCAGAUCACCUGAAAAGACACGAGAUAAAUCACUCUGAAAAGAAACCAUACAAGUGUUCACACUGUGACAAGAGAUUCAGUCGGUCAGAUCGCCUGAAAAAACACGAUAUAAUUCACUCUGGAGAGAAGCUAUACAAGUGUUCACACUGUGACAAGAGAUUCAGUCAGUCAGAUCACCUAAAAAAACACGAGAUAAAACAUUCUGGAGAGAAACCAUUCAUUUGUGUUCAGUGUGGGAAGAGUUUCUCACAAUCAGCAAAACUUAUGCAUCAUAUGAACAUCCACACUGGAGAGAAACCAUUCACGUGUGUUCAGUGCGGGAAGAGUUUCUCAAAAUCAUCAAAACUUAAGCAUCAUAUGAACAUCCACACUGGAGAGAAACCUUACACAUGUGAUCAAUGCGGGAAGAGUUUCUCACAAUUAUCAAAACUUAAGGAGCACAUGAACAUCCACACUAGAGAGAAGCUAUACUCAUGUGGUCAGUGCGGAAAAACAUUUUUGUGGGCUACAAACCUGACUACACACCUAAAAGUUCAUACAAAGGAGAAACCACAUUCAUGUUAUUUGUGUGGAAAGAGUUUUUCAUUACUACAAAGUUUAAAAUUACAUCAGAAAAUACAUACUGGUGUGAGAGAGUAUGUGUGCUUUGGGUGUGAGAAGACUUAUACUUCAGCGAAGUGUUUAAAAAAGCACCAGAGGAUUCACACUGGAGAGAAACCUUACAAGUGUUCACACUGUGACAAGAGAUUCAAUGUGUCAUCAAGUCUGAAAUCACAUGAGAGGAUUCACACUGGAGAGAAACCUUACAAGUGUUCACACUGUGACAAGACAUUCAGUAUGUCAUCAAGUCUGAAAACACAUGAGAGGAUUCACACUGGAGAGAAACCUUACAAGUGUUCACACUGUGGCAAGACAUUCAGUCAGUCAGCAAAUCUGAAAAAACACGAGAGGAUCCACACUGGAGAGAAACCUUUUAAGUGUUCACACUGUGACAUGAGAUUCAGUGUGUCAUCAAGUCUGAAAACACAUGAGAGGAUUCACACUGGAGAGAAACCUUACAAGUGUUUACACUGUGACAAGAGAUUCAAUCAUUCAGUGAGUCUGAAAAAACAUGAGAGCAUCCACACUGGAUAGAAACCGUAUCACUGCACUGCAUGUGGGAAGUGUUUCAAUCAAUCUUCUGCUCUACACAGUCAUACAAAAAACAAUCACAGUUAGUAGAUCAUCUUCAGAUCCAGCACUCUCAGAUCUGAUGCUGCAUCCUCACCAAAUGUGACACAAUAACGCAUCAAGCAGUAAAAUAUCAUCUGUAUAAAUCUGUUCUAACCAGACAUUACAAGUGACUUGACGAAGAAACAUUAUCUAAAGUUUUCACAGUGAGUAAUAGUUUAUCUUCAUCUUCAAAACCAGUAGAUUACAAGUGACACACAUGCAUUAUAAGACAAUUGAAAAAUAUAAAAUUUAUUGGAAAGCACACUGAUAUCAUUUAUAUCACAAAAUAAAAUGGCAUACAAGAAUAAAACUUUUUGACAUUGUUCUUUGAUGAGGAACUCCAUCUUUAAGUUGAUCUUAAUCUCCCAGUUGAGUUUGCUUUCUCUUUUAUUAAGGAAAGUAGAAGUUUUUACAAACCGUUCUUGUUCGAGGAGCUGAAGAAGAGACUGUAACACUUAAGAAAGACUGAGAUUUUAAUUUUAUUCUUUACUUUUGUUUUCAUAAAAUAACUGACAUAAUUUAAAUGUAACCUUUGAACGAUUGUGUAAAUUACAUUAAUUUCAUGAUGCACACAAUUGAACCCCCCUCCCCCCACCACCACCAAAAUUGUUAGUCAUGGAAUCCCUGAUGUCAGCCCAGGCCCGGUUCUAAACGGUGCUAAAUAUCCUCAAACGAAAGCACAAAGAUCUGGCAAACUAUCCAAUCUGUUUUUGUGGCUUGAGCAAUGUAGCUCGUUGUGCUAGUCGUUGUGCUCAUAAGUUUACAUACCCCUUGCAGAAUAUGCAAAUAUGUUAAUAAUAUUAAAGGGGUCAUAUGAUGCGAUUUCAAUUUUUCCUUUCUCAUUGGAGUGUUACAAGC